Messenger RNA from Belonocnema kinseyi, 3309 nucleotides. Its product is annotated as kinesin-like protein KIF3A. The transcript has 16 exons. The coding region runs from base 39 to 3245 and encodes 1068 amino acids. The record is from RefSeq and is a predicted model, not a curated record. Gene Ontology annotation, molecular function: microtubule motor activity; microtubule binding; ATP binding. Gene Ontology annotation, cellular component: microtubule; kinesin complex. Lineage: Eukaryota; Metazoa; Arthropoda; Insecta; Hymenoptera; Cynipidae. Gene Ontology annotation, biological process: microtubule-based movement.
UUAGAUUACGAUGCAAAUAUAAAAGUUGGGUUCAAGUUAUGGUUAAAAAUGCCAUCAAAGUUUAUGCACGUCUAAAGCCAGAGAGAUCUCGAAAAAGAGUCACAACUCAUGAAGUUUAUCAUCGCCCAAAGGAACACGUAAACGAAGAUUUUUUAGUUUUAACAGCACCUCCAAGAAUCAGCAAUGAGUACAUUGAUAAUAGACCAGAAUCAUGGAAUUUUUCAUUCUUCAAAAUUUAUGAAGAAAGUAUAGAGCAAGCAAUCGUUUUUGAUGAAGUUGCCAAACCGGUGAUUCACAGCGUCCUGGAUGGAUAUAAUGGGACGAUUUUUGCAUACGGUCAGACAGGAAGUGGAAAGACUUUUUCGAUAACUGGGGAUCAAAAAAAUUAUGGAUUGCGAGGGAUAUUGCCGAGAACUUUGCAAUAUCUUUUUGAUAUUGUCAAGAAGCAUCCAGAAAACCUUUACUCCAUGGAAGUAUCUUAUUUGGAGAUUUAUAAUGAAAAUGGCUAUGAUUUACUGAAUAGAAAACAAGAAUGGACAAUAGCAACAAAAUUGGAGGAUUUGCCAAGAGUUACCAUUCAGGAAGACGAGGCAGGUACAUUGCACCUGAAGAACCUGAGCUUCUGGUCCGUCUCAAAUGAAAAGGAUGCGCUUGAUUUACUCUUUGUUGGAGAUACCAACCGCGUUGUCUCGGAGACACCAAUGAAUCUAUCAUCAUCCAGAUCCCACUGCAUUUUUACUAUUAUCGUUUCGGUAAAGAAAUUUGGUGCAGAUCGCUACAGCAGAGCCAAAAUGCACUUGGUGGACCUCGCUGGAUCUGAGCGUGUGUACAAGUAUGCAAUCACGGGAACCAUAUUAACCGAGGCGAAACACAUCAACUUGAGCCUGCAUUACCUGGAGCAAGUCAUAGUAUGUCUGGGUCAAGAGAACACGACUCACAUUCCCUACAGAAAUUCCCUUCUGACUGCCAUUCUGAGGGACAGCCUCGGAGGGAACUGUCUGACGACUAUGUUGGCUACCCUCAGUCUCUCCAUUGGAAAUCUUGAGGAAACGAUAUCCACUUGUAGAUUUGCACAAAGAGUCGCCCUUGUGAGAAAUGAUGUAAGCCUCAUUUUGGAAAAGGAUGUAAGCAGUGAAAAUGCUCUUCUGAAAAUGGAAAACGAAAGAUUAAGGCAGCAGAUUGAAAUGCUCACGAAGCAAUACGUUUGUCAAUCUGCCCGAGAAUUGUCUCAGGAAGAAAAGUUCAGUUUAGAUACUUCAGUGAAAAGAUUCCUUGAGUCAGAUGGAAAUUUAAUAUGUGACAAGGAUCCUCGAAAAUUGGAAUACUGCCUUGAAAGUCUUAAAAAAAGUGUUAAAUUAAAGAAGCUUCAAAAUCUAAAUGAGGUAUCCAGUUCGGAAAAUCUGGGAUAUUAUAAAAAUCUGGUACUUCAACGAGAUAAAGAAAUCUCAUUAUUAAUUGAUAUGUUAAAAAAAGAAAGAGAGAAAAGUUCGAAGGAAGAACAAAAAAAAGAUGAUCAAGAGAAAAAUAACGAAGCUAACAAAAAUGAUUUUCCCCAAAUACUGAUGAGUACAUUCAGUAACGUUCAUUCACAGAAAGAAUCCAAAAAUGAGAGUAAAGUUCCAGUAAGUGCUGUUCAACAUGAAAAUAAUAUUUCAAUAAAUCGAGCAUCUAAAGAAAAAAAAAAUAUUUUGAAAAAUAAGGAAAUGUCCUUAACACCUGAAGAUGUAAGUCAAUUAAGGAAUCUGAUUUCUAUGUAUGAAGGAAGUAUGUUAACUUACAAUCAACUACCAACAGUUGAAAGAAAUUUAGGAAAAGAAAAAACACUUGAUAAUAUACCAUCAGGAGAUUUGAGUAAUGGAAAGCAAGCACAAAUGUUGAAAAAUUUUGAAUCACAGAAAUUACUCAAAGAAAAUAAAACUAAUGAGAUCUGUUCUAAUAGUUUGAAAGAAGUCAAUACAGAAAAUAUCUUACCGAAUUCUGAAUCUAAUUCAUCUCUCUCAAAAACUACCGAAAAUAAUUCUGGUUUUAGAACUAAAACUGAAAUCAGAUUUCCGACUGCUUAUAUUAAUAAAAAUAAAUCUAAGGAUUUUUUUGGCAGAAUUCAAUCUGUUAAAACUGAUCCUUUAAAAGAAGAUCCGCAUCGCGAAAUUGUUACAUUAAAUUUAUUUGAAAUUGUGAAAGAUGAUCUUCGAGAUGAUACGAUAUCUGAACCAAAAAGUGGAAACUCAAAAAAACAUAAAUCAAAACAGUCUUCCAGUCGUGAAAAACAUCAAUCAAAAACUUCGAGUGAACGUAAUUUAUUAUUGGAUUCUGUUGAUUCUGAUUUGCCAGAAAAACAUUCGGGAAGGAGUGACAAAAAUAUUUCUCCUAAAUUUGGAAGAAAACCUGUUGAAAAACCUGAAGUGGAAUCUCAAAAGCUUGUUGAGAAUAUUCAUUCUUCAAUUCAUACUGAUGUUUCAAUUAUAAAUAGUAGCCAUAAUGGAAGUUUUAAAAAAGAUAUUAAUAAACCUCAAAAGGAAAUGGCUAGUUUCAGAGGAAAUCCUUGUAAGGAGAGGAUAAGUAAAAUGGAUCAAGGUGCAGUAAAUUUUGAAAAUAUUAUGAGUACAUCAAAAGAUUUCAUUAUUCCUGGAAACUCGAGAAAGCAUCUUGGUAACGUGACAGAUCGCAGCCUAGGAUCUUCUGUCAACCUUCAAAGUUCAAGAUCCAUGUCAAGUGUAAAAAGUGAAGCCUACGAGUAUGCUUCUAGAACACCGACACUUUCCAGAACCGCAAUUUGCAUAAACAACGAAGAAAAAAUACGUUCCAGUAACACUGCGAGUAAAUCGAAUAGCACAGAAUUUCUACAUUCUACUCAAAGAGAAAGAAACAGCACUGCAGAUUUAAUGCACAGAUUCCAAGUAGACAUAGACUCCUCGAUGACCUUAAACUCUCUCAGUUCUCCAAAACACGGAGAAACUACAUUUAGAAUUACACCUGACAAUGAAAGUGCAAGAUUUAUUAAAAAAUCUGAAAAAGAAUUAGAAAAGAGAUUAUUAUCGAAAGAUGAAGAUGAUUUUGAUGAAGAAUUAUCUAGGAUGGAAAAACAUCUUCCUUCCAGUUUAAGAAAUUCUGAUCGGGUCCAGGAUUAUCGGAAAAGUAAGGAAGAUGAAGAUUUUGAAAAAUCUUUACCACUCACUGGCGAUCCGGAUAUUGAUGAAGAAAUCAUUGCUUUUUAUAAGGCGAAACGUACAGGUGGAACUUAUUAGAGUUUUCAAUAGAAAAUAAAAACAUGUCGAUUUUAAGUACUUUCAUCAGUAGUUCAAUUACUGU